Molecule: messenger RNA, 3484 nt
Organism: Chenopodium quinoa (quinoa)
Lineage: Eukaryota; Viridiplantae; Streptophyta; Magnoliopsida; Caryophyllales; Amaranthaceae
Product: cullin-3A
Exons: 2
Coding region: 727-2928 (733 amino acids)
Biological process (GO): ubiquitin-dependent protein catabolic process; protein ubiquitination
Cellular component (GO): cullin-RING ubiquitin ligase complex
Molecular function (GO): ubiquitin protein ligase binding
Source: RefSeq, a predicted model, not a curated record
UAUAAGUUUUAUGUGCCAGUCAAAUUAGGGUAUUUAUUUGGAAGGAAAGGGAGAACAUAAGAGAAAAAUACACUCUAUACUUCACAUUCGCUAAAAAGUGUAUUAGGAGAACAAUUUAGGUUUUCAAAUAAUCGAAUGUAAGUCACUUUUAUCCACCAUCGUAAUUACGAAAAAAAAGGAAGAAAAAAAAAAAAAGAGAGGAGCUAUCCAUCUUCUUCCUCUUCAAUUUUCAGAAACUAAACUAGAUAGAGAGAAAAAUAAUCCAAAAAUCAUUAUUUGCCCUCAUCUCUCUCCUUCUUCCCCUUCCUCCUGAUUUUCUCUCUCCUCUCAAAACCCCCAUUUCGUUGAAACCUCUAACAAAUACCAUCUCCAAUUUCCAGAUUAUCAUAAUUUCUCUCUUUUUUUUCUUUAAUUUCUGCCCUAAUUUUUAUCAUCUUACCCCCAAUCCGAAGAAACCCUAGUUCCAAUUUCAUCCACCUCGAUUCUUCUUCUUUGCACAAAUCUCUCUCUUUUCCUUUCGAAUCUAUUACUUUUCGUGCCCAGAUCUUCUUAAGAACACCCUUUCAAAUUUUUCGAACGAAUAUUUUUUUAAUUUAAUUUUGUCGUAGUUUUCCCCCUUUUUAGAAGAAUUUCUGGGUUUUUGUGGGUGAUCGCUUUCUCCUUGAUUCGUAGAUUAGCUUUGCGUUUCUGGGUUUGAAUUCUGAAGGUAGAUAGAGGAGAGAGAAAAUGAGUAAUCAAAGGAGGAAGCCAUUUCAGAUAGAGGCGUUUAAGCAUAGGGUGGUGGUUGAUCCGAAAUAUGCUGAUAAGACUUGGAGAAUAUUGGAGCAUGCUAUUCAGGAGAUUUACAAUGAGAAUGCUAGUGGCCUUAGCUUUGAGGAGCUUUACAGAAAUGCUUACAACAUGGUUCUGCACAAAUAUGGUGAGAAGCUUUAUUCGGGUCUUGUGACAACAAUGACUUCACAUUUGAAAGAUAUAUCGAAAUCCAUAGAAUCUGCUCAGGGAGACGCUUUUCUUGAAGAGCUGAAUCGAAAAUGGGCUGAACAUAAUAAGGCGUUGCAGAUGAUUCGAGACAUACUGAUGUACAUGGACAGAACUUUUGUUCCCAGCACUCAUAAAACUCCAGUUUAUGAUCUUGGCUUGAAUUUGUGGAGGGAUAAUGUUAUCCAUGCCAGCAGUAUUCAGACAAGGCUUUUAAACACUCUCCUUGAUUGGAUUCAGCAAGAGAGAACCGGGGAGGUUAUUAACAGGGGGCUGAUGAGAAACGUAAUAAAGAUGCUAAUGGAUCUAGGGGCAUCUGUUUAUCAAGAGGACUUUGAGAAACCAUUUCUUGAUGUUUCUGCUAAUUUUUAUCGUGUUGAGUCUCAGCAGUUCAUUGAGUGCUGUGAUUGUGGUGAUUACCUAAAAAAAGCCGAGAGACGUCUGAAUGAAGAAAUCGAGAGAGUUUCACAUUAUCUGGAUGUCAGAAGUGAAGCCAAGAUAACAAAGGUAGUGGAGAGGGAGAUGAUUGCUAACCACAUGCCAAGGCUGGUUCACAUGGAUAAUUCAGGCCUAGUGAAUAUGCUUCUUGAUGAUAAAUAUGAAGACUUGGGGAGAAUGUAUAAUCUAUUCCGUCGGGUGGAUAAUGGUCUCAGCACUGUUCGAGAUGUGAUGACUUCUCACAUCAGAGAGGUUGGUAAGCAGCUUGUUACUGAUCCCGAAAGGGUGAAGGAUCCUGUAGAGUUCGUUCAGCGUCUUUUAGAUGAGAAAGACAAAUAUGAUAAAAUCAUAAGCUCUGCAUUUAACAAUGACAAGACUUUCCAGAAUGCCUUGAAUUCCUCAUUUGAGUACUUCAUCAAUUUGAAUGCCCGUUCUCCAGAGUUUAUCUCUCUGUUUGUGGAUGACAAGCUUCGUAAAGGUCUCAAGGGUGUUAGUGAAGAAGAUGUGGAGGUCGUACUAGAUAAGGUGAUGAUGCUUUUCAGAUAUCUGCAGGAGAAAGAUGUGUUUGAGAAGUACUAUAAACAGCACUUGGCUAAGAGACUGUUGUCAGGAAAGACUGUGUCUGAUGAUGCAGAGAGAAGCCUGAUCGUGAAGCUUAAGACAGAAUGUGGUUAUCAGUUUACUUCCAAGCUAGAGGGUAUGUUCACCGAUAUGAAAACUUCUCAGGAUACAAUACAAGGUUUUUACACCAAUCAUGGUGCUGAGCUAGGGGAUGGACCUACACUGGUUGUCCAGGUUUUAACAACUGGGUCCUGGCCCACUCAACCAAGUAUUCCCUGCAACCUUCCUGCGGAGCUGUCGUUACUUUGUGAAAAAUUCCGCUCGUACUAUCUUGGAACACAUACAGGCAGAAGAUUAUCCUGGCAAACUAACAUGGGUACAGCUGAUAUAAAAGCAACUUUCAGCAAGGGUCAGAAGCACGAGCUUAAUGUCUCAACCUUCCAAAUGUGUGUACUUAUGCUUUUCAAUAAUGCUGACAGACUUAGCUACCGGGAGAUUGAACAAGCGACUGAGAUUCCUGCCCCAGAGCUGAAGAGGUGUUUGCAAUCACUGGCUUGUGUCAAGGGAAAGAAUGUCCUUCGAAAAGAGCCCAUGAGCAAGGAUAUCGGUGAGAACGAUGAUUUCUUGUUCAAUGACAAGUUCUCAAGCAAAUUUUACAAGGUGAAGAUAGGAACAGUAGUUGCACAGAAAGAAUCAGAACCUGAAAAACAGGAAACUAGACAAAGGGUGGAGGAGGAUAGAAAGCCUCAGAUUGAGGCUGCAAUAGUGAGAAUUAUGAAAUCCAGGAAAGUACUAGAUCAUAACAAUAUUAUUGCUGAGGUCACAAAGCAGCUGCAAUCUCGUUUCCUGCCAAACCCAGUGGAGAUUAAGAAGCGUAUUGAGUCACUCAUAGAACGUGAAUUCUUGGAAAGAGAUAGUGUUGACAGGAAGUUGUAUCGCUACCUUGCUUAAUGGAUCAGUUUUCUAGCAUUCACUAGUGUUUUUCAUGUUUAGUGCUGAAAACUGGAAUUGAAUGAUGUACUUCAAAUUGAUAGUAAGCCAAUUGCUCUUGAAUUCCUUCAGCUCGGAUUUACAAGGUUUCCUUCAAUGUUGGGUAUCCCUUUUAAAUACCCUAGUCUUUCUUGAUCAGGAACUUUUGGCAGGAUGAUUGAUUUGUCCCAGGAAGUUGAUGAAGGCAACCCACUUCAAAACACAAUGUGGAAGAACCGGCUUGGAGUCGCAUUUUGUCUUGAAAAUCCUUGUGCGUAUCAAAAGAUUCACUGCCCUUAUUCUUUGAUGGGAAGUCGUUUACUUUUCUUGACUAGAUGUUGCUGCUUCAAUUAUGUUAAGAGCUGCUUUGAUUUGUAUAGUUUGCUGUUGUAUGGCGUACGCCCAUUGCAAUUUGUUAGCUUGCUGUAAGCUAAUCAAUUGUGGGAUGUCGUACACCAUAAUGCUUAAAUUAUGAAAGGUGCCGAACUUGGUGAUACUUAGUUGCUGAAAGUUUAUUAAAUCUUAUCAAUGUUGCACA